This is a messenger RNA of Trichoderma harzianum CBS 226.95, 553 nucleotides long. RefSeq lists its product as hypothetical. The transcript has a single exon. Bases 255 to 437 code for a protein of 60 amino acids. NCBI's taxonomy places the organism in Eukaryota, Fungi, Ascomycota, Sordariomycetes, Hypocreales, Hypocreaceae. The record is from RefSeq and is a predicted model, not a curated record.
CACCAAUGCGAUAUGAAGCGGCGCGACGAUUGAUUAGCCUGGGAACAAUGCUUGGCAACAUGAGCAGAAUCAAUUCUCCGAGUCAAUUUCGAACCGCGCAGGCCAUCUUCACGUCCGUCGCAAUGAUAUAAAAAGGUCUAGGAUUUCCGCCAUCUGGAAACAAAAAUCAGUCCAUCAUCAACAGCUUCAAUCACCUUACAAUUCAAGCCUCUCUUCACCAACCUCACCUCUUCAACCCUUCAACCACCAUCAAAAUGGCCAAGUUCCAGAACACCAAGACUGACAAGUCCACCACCACCCUCGGCUGCACCGUCAUGGCCAAGCCCACCAACAAGAUCGACGAGUACCACACUACUAUCGGCUGCACCGUCAUGGCCAAGCCCCAGGUCAAGAAGAUUGACGAGUACCACACUACCCUCGGCUGCACCAUCAUGUAAAGAGUCUCAUGUGUGAGAUAUCAGACGAGAUUGCAUCUCUCGGGAAUCGGCACAGACCACAACCAACGACUCACGAUUCAGAUGGAUGGGAUUCAAGUCUACCCCCGAAUGUGUUA